AUGAGUGCAGCUCUGCAGGUGACAGCAUUUGGGCUCGCCCUUCUCUCGACAUUCUUCCUACUCCUGGCUACGUGCACAGACUGCUGGAUGGUCAACGCUGAUGACAGCCUGGAGGUGAGCAGAGCAAACACCUGGAAGGUGAGCAGAGUAGCCACCUUUAAGGUGAGCAGAGCAACCAUCAUCCUCAAGGUAAGUCACAAAUGCCGGGGCCUUUGGAGGGAGUGUGUCACCAACAUGCAGGAYGGGGUCAGGACCUGCGACCAGUAUGACUCCAUUCUGGCUGACCAUCCAGUGAAGAUCGUGGUGACACGGACCCUGAUGAUCACAGCAGAUCUCCUGGCUGGCCUGGCUUUGGCUGUGCUGAUCCUCGGGCUCGACUGCAUCACUUUCCUCAAGGAAGAYCCUUGUGUCAAGCUGAAGAUGUGCUAUGGAGCUGGAGUCAUACUUGGUGCUGGGAGCAUCCUGGGACUCAUAGGCUCCAUGUGGUAUGCAGUGGAUGUCUACGUGGAGAGGGCCAUGUUGGUGUCACACAAUAUAUUCCUGGGAGUCCACUACGACUUUGGGUGGUCGUGCUGGCUGGGGAUGGCUGGCUCCACUGGCUGCUUUGUGGCAUCUGUCCUGCUGACCUGCUGCCUCUAUGCCUGCACAGCCCCCAGCAGCCGCUGCCAGCCCCAGAGGCAUCUCCAGCCGCGGGGCCGAACAGCCACCAGCAAGAUGUACGCCAUGGAUUCCCGUGUGUGA
This is a messenger RNA of Malurus melanocephalus (red-backed fairy wren), 741 nucleotides long. Its product is annotated as claudin-16-like. The record is from RefSeq and is a predicted model, not a curated record. NCBI's taxonomy places the organism in Eukaryota, Metazoa, Chordata, Aves, Passeriformes, Maluridae. Gene Ontology annotation, biological process: cell adhesion; bicellular tight junction assembly. Bases 1 to 741 code for a protein of 246 amino acids. Gene Ontology annotation, molecular function: structural molecule activity. Gene Ontology annotation, cellular component: bicellular tight junction; plasma membrane. The transcript has 5 exons.